Molecule: messenger RNA, 1125 nt
Organism: Lolium perenne
Lineage: Eukaryota; Viridiplantae; Streptophyta; Magnoliopsida; Poales; Poaceae
Source: RefSeq, a predicted model, not a curated record
AUGGCCUAUUUCUACCCCCUCCUCCACUGUCCCCCCUCCCCCAAAUUUCGAGCUCCUCCUCCCGUCGGCAAGCAGGACUCCUUCUGCGAUGACUUUAGCCAGGCGCUUGUCUGUGUUGGGGGAUCUCAGAUCCCUUCGCAAGUCCCUGAUUCGCAGCCCACGUAUGAGUCCAAGGUCACCCCUCUGCCUGUGUCUGACCUGGUGGCUCAGGUAGCGGCAGAGGUGGCAGCUAGGUUGGCCACCACUAAGAAGUACAAGAACCGUUGGGAAGCGGAGAGGGCCUUGAAGACCGGGCAGGAAAGGAAUGCCACCAUGAAAUGGCUUCCAUUCAUGUUCAGCUUCGUGUUGGAGAAGAUGUGCGGCUUGAUCCAGAGCGGGGUGAGAACUGACAAAGGCUUCAAGGAAGUCCAUCUCAAUUAUGUGGCGAAGGGCCUAGCUGAGCAUUGUGGUGUCUCCGUCUGCUCCACUCAGGUGUACAACCACCUGAGGAAGUGGAGGCAGAGGUGGCUCACCAUUAGCAAGCUCCACGAUCUAAGCGGUGCUCAGUGGUGCGAGGACACCAAAUUCAUCGUCCUUGAGGGUGAGCACUACUACGGGCACGUCGCGGAUCACCCAAAGGACGCGGAGUUCCUCAAUGUGCCCAUCGCCAACUACAACGAGAUGCAUACCAUCUUCUCCUUCGGCCUCGCCACCGGCAAGUACGCCAUGGGAUCCAAUGAGCCCCUGGGCUCGGCUGCAGCAAAUCCUGCACCUGAGGAUGCUGAAACCCAGGAGUCCGACACGGUGAACCUCGAUGCUGACAAGCACGACGUGCCUGAGAAGCCGACCGCUGGCAAGAGGAAGAGAGGUGCCUUCGUCGACGACGAGCUGGUGGCCUUCACCAACAUGAUUGUUGCUGUGAAGGACAUCGCACAGGCCAUCAGGGACAACAAGCCCACAGACAUGCACCCUGACCUGUACAAUGCGGUCAUGGAAAUGCUUGGCUUCGCCGAGGAUGAUCUCAUGGCCGCCCUCAGCCACCUCGUCGACCAUAAGGCCCAGGGUUCUAGCUUCGUCGGCAUGAUCGAGCCACACCGCGUCCUCUGGCUGAGGAACUACCUUGGCAAGUACCACGUCAAGGUGUAG